AUGCAAUAUAAUUUUUCGGAAAAACUCAUUUCUCGACACAAUACUGAAAGAUCAAGAAAGCAGAACGUUGUGAUUCAAAAAAUAAAGUACCAAUGUUGGUCUGAAAUGAACCCUCUCAUUACCCUACGAAGCGGAAUAGCCAAGUAUGGGAUCAGAGAAUCCGCUAUAAUUGCUGAGAAUGGACUUUACAAGGCAAGAAAGUCGGAUACUUCUUGUAAAGAAAAUCAAACUGCGACACGACAAAACACCAAACCUAUCCUACCAAAAAGUGAAAACUCACAUUCAAAAAUACAUUUAGUCGGCAAGGGCUCUCGAUUUGAAAGACUUGCGGUUCAAGAAUAUUUAGGGCCCUUUUCUAAUCAUCGUUUCGCCAGACACAAGUUGGACUCUUCAUACGACGUAUUGCAUGCGAAGACUAACUACAUUGCAUUAGAAAAGCUCAAAAGAUCAGAUUCUUCUGCCCCACUGUUGUUCAACAAAUCUCAACAAUAUGUGGAGGAAAUGAUUCCGCUGCUGGUGACAUUGACUCCUCUUGAGGUCUCAGUGGGGCACUCAAAAAGAUCAUUCCCAAACGAAGUUUUUACAGAGAUUCCUCCUAUAGCUGAUUUUGGCCAGCACCCUAAACUCUUUAGCCCGUAUGUCAGUUCUCUGGCGCACUCAACGUUCUAUUACCAAAAAUCAUCCAUGCUCAACGGCGUUAUACCCAAGAUUCUUCGAAAUCUUAUGCAUCCUUCCAAUAUCAAGUGUGUGCAGCUCCGAACCGUUGAUGUUUACAAUGACGUGAUUUUCUUCUUCAGUCAGCGAAAUGAUUACGCAACCUGUCGGGAACUGUUUUCGCAAAUGAAAUUAGAAGGUAUAACACCGAGUACUAAGACCUUCAAUCUUAUGCUUCGCAACGUUUUGAAAAACUCGCAUAUAAGAAAACUGAGACUUCCAAUUAUUGAUGCUCUCUACUAUCUAAGGCAAAUGAAGCAUCAUGGAGCAGAAGCUGACUCCACCACUUGGGUUACCUGCUAUAGUUUGUUAUUGGAGGAUUUAUCUCGCGAUGUAUUUCUUGAAAAGCUGAUAGAGUGUAAAGUUCCCAUUACGCCUCAGUUAGUACUGGCAGCUUUAAGCUCAAGCUCGCAGAGCUCUUCCCAGGUUUUGCAAUUCCUAUCCACUAACUCUGUUCCGUUGAAUACCAAAUUGUUCAACUUCUGUCUGAAAAAGCUAUUGGACGAAAAAAAGUAUGAUGUAGCAUGGGCUUUCAUGGAGCAUGCUCAUAAAAAUGCUAGCUUCAAGAUAAAUCACGAAAGCUUGAACAUCUUCCUGAGAUGUUUUGCAGAGUCAGCAAGGCUUGAUCUGACGCUAUUAACAUUUAACUCAGCCAUUCAAAUAUACAAAGUGAAGGCCAAUCUUCAGUCUUUCGACAUGCUUUUCAAAGCGCUAGUUAGAAAUGGAUACACGGAGAACUUCUCCUUGAUAAUGAAGUAUCUGGAAAACCUUCGUCAACAACAUACUAACGGGGUCCAAGUGUUCAGUUAUUGGAUUCAUAAAGCUCGAGCAAUGGCAAUAUUCAAUAUUAGAAAGAAAGUGAGCGAGGGGAGCGUCGAAAAGGCUAAAGGCCUCUUGAAUAAUGCCGUUUGGGAUUCAAAGGGAAUGAAAUGGGAGUGUUGGAAUAACUGUAACUCUUCUCAGCGAAAAGUUUUCAGAUUCUUAGGAUGCGUACCGAAAAGUGUGAAAGCGGAGCCUAAGAAGGUACGUUUCAUUACGGGUUCUGUUGCAUCUGCCAAGAAGGAUAGGUAUAGGCAUAGAAUAAGAUCAGUGGCAGUUAAAAAUGCCAUGCUGAAAAGGCUACCUUACGCAGAGGAUCGAUAUUCAGCACUUAAGGCCGAGUUGCAGGGUAGAGGUAUUCUAGAGUAA
Lachancea nothofagi CBS 11611 is the source of this 1902-nucleotide messenger RNA. NCBI's taxonomy places the organism in Eukaryota, Fungi, Ascomycota, Saccharomycetes, Saccharomycetales, Saccharomycetaceae. The record is from the annotation of a GenBank genome assembly.